AUGUACCACGAAGGCGGACGUGAGGUUACAGAUGACCUCGUGGAUCAGAUCGCCUUAGGCGAUGGCGCUUUCUACGUUGAGCACCUGGAAGAAGUGCGUGUUGCGGCGGACGACCGCUACGAAGUUCUAGUCAAGUGGCUCGGCUUGGAUGCCGAGGAAUCGUCCUGGGAGCCGGUCGACAACUUGCUUGAAGACAUCCUGGUAGUUCUGCGCAAGUGGUGCGCUGCUCACAAGGACGAAUAUCAUGUCGCGGACAUGAUAGCCAACCUAGGUCUCCCUUAG
Messenger RNA from Aphanomyces invadans, 282 nucleotides. RefSeq lists its product as hypothetical. NCBI's taxonomy places the organism in Eukaryota, Oomycota, Saprolegniomycetes, Saprolegniales, Verrucalvaceae. The record is from RefSeq and is a predicted model, not a curated record. The coding region runs from base 1 to 282 and encodes 93 amino acids. The transcript has a single exon.